CAGGUGCAAAAAAGUGUCUCUGAGGCUUGGCGGUCAGCGUGUGUCGCUGCGUUGCAAUCGCCUGCGACAACCUACAACACGCUCGAAGGGUUGCAACAGAAAGACGUACACGCUCACGGGACCAGUCUAUAUACACACACAGAUGUGUACACACACACAGAUGUGCACACGCACACAGAUGUGCACACACAAUCUGGUGCGCCCACGCACAGGGGGGGUAGCACCAUCGCAACAGAGACGACAUACAUAGAGAGAGACGGCCCAUCCGGAAUGAGGAGAGCUGAUGCCACACAGAAAACAACACCAAGUGACGCACACGCACAGACAUAUGGCCAUGACAGCCCACCAUAUGCGGUCACAGCCACAGCCACUCACAUUUUGCACAGUACACCGAAAGACCAACCAGUCACUACACCGCACGCAGUGAACGGCCCAUCCGCAGAUACAAAGCUACAGAUGUCCCAGAACCCCUGCCAGAGACAGACAGCUGUGCCAGCUACGCAUGCGAUAGAAAGUGCAAUGCAGCCUGCGGACGCACAUACAGCAGCCCGAUGUUCUAUAAUUAGCAAUGCGGAGCCGUCCAAUCAGGUUGAAGAUGCAGGCAACUCGUGUGGCGGUGGUGAUGAUGCAAUGGAGGAAAGGAGCUUGUCUGCAGCAGCCGCUGGCAAACGAGAAAGUGCGUCUCACGCAACACAGCGAACGAAUACAAUCGAUGCGCACAGUUUCGGUGAAGGCGAAGCCGAUGGGAGGGAUGUGGGGAGGAUAGCUGGUGUGAACUAUAGCACGGAUGAAGCACUGACAAAGACAACCACAGGGCAUGGCCAUAGCAACAGGCGAGCAGUAAAUAGCAGUAGCACUGUCACACAACGCAACACACACACCCCGAUGCACGGAGACGCAGGCGAAAGACCAGACCAACAGCGUGUGCUGGGCGGGUUGGCGUUAGCAGAGGACCGCAGCAACGUGCCUGUGUACGACACAACGAACAGCAGGAGAGUGACUGCCACGCACACGGCAACGAACCACUACGCCCUGUGGAGUGGGGCAGAAGCACAGGACGAGAGAUGUGCUACGGCUGAAGGGCAUGUGAGCAGUGGGAGUAUGUCAGAGGGGCCCACUGAUGGGGUGGGCAGAGAUGUAUUUGUGGGGCAGACAGCUGUGCACUCGGGCGAAGAGUUGCAGACGGAUGCCCAGGUGGCUGGGAGUGGCUGUGGUGAAGUAAGGACUCAGCAGCACACAGGCGUGGACGUAGCCAUGGCAAGCAGCGCACACAGGAGAGUGCCUGUGGGUAGGGCUGGGAAAGUCGAGAUAAUUGCUAGUGGCGAUGGCAGUGGACACGAGCACACCUUUCAACACACGGAUGCGUAUGUGCGCACACCGCGACACGCACACGCGUGUGCUGUGGACGAGGGCCCUAUCAAAGCCAACUGCAAACGUUUGCGUGUGCAGCCCAUCACUGGCGCGGCUGUGGUUCAGUCGCUGCACCGUGCAUUGCGCAAGGUGUCCUGUGCUAGCUCUCAUGGUACGGGGUGUGUGCGUACAUGUGUGCGUGCGGGUGCGGGGGCGUGUGCGUCUGCGUGCAUAUACACAUGCUCCUGUACACACACAGCAGACGUUACAGAUCAACAGGACCAAACCGCUCGGCGAGAGACGGCACUGGAGAUGACGCUACGAGACGCUGUAGCACAGCUCACGCAAUGUGCCGCGCUCUUCAACGCGCAGUGUGGGGGCACACCCACACAUCGCCACAUAUGUCCACGGGCGUAUCAUGGCCCACCCCAUGCCACGCACACACAGGCCACCAACAACACGCACAGCGAUUCACGAUCACAUCCACACGCGCACGCGACUCACCUGAGGUCUCUGUGUGGAGACACAGAUAAUGCGCAGAGGGACCACCGCAGCCUCACAGGGGUGUCGUCGCACACGUCGGUGCGUGUGCUGCAGGAGCUGAUGCACUCACUGCUGGAUGUGGCGUGUGCUGCCGACCCCUUCGCCAGAAGAGAUGCGCAAGGCAGCGAACACGCACACGACCACGGUGCAGGACCGCAGCAGAUGAGAGCGGAUGGAGGCGUGCAUGCGCAAGAGCAGCCGCCAUACGAAGCUGUGGCAUGGGACGAUGACACAUGCGCACGUGCACAGUGCACAGGGGCGAGUGCCCGUGAGAGUGCGCAGUAUAGUGCAGACGAACACGUGUGCGCGUGGCCGAGCAAAUGGGCCGUGGCAGAUGCGCUUAAGGAGUACUUUGGAAGUAUGCACGAGGCUAUGCGGAGUGUCAGUGCUGGUGUGGGGUGGAAACGCGCUGCAAUGCUGAGAGCAAUGUCUUCUCGAGGCCAAGCGGCUCGGACAGGUGCUGACGGACAGCAUACGACAUGUGUACCCUCUCACCACACCCAUCCCACGGCGACACCCCCGGUAACCAUAGCAACGUCGCCGUUGAAAGUGCUGCUGGAAGUACUGGUGGGGCACCCUUGUGUGACUGCGAGUGACGGUGCGACACCAGCGCAUCUCACAGAGGCAACGCCUUUUGAAGUGCAUUUGACGUCUCAAGUGCUCAACUCAAGAAACCAGCCCUCAUCCACACACCCACACCCACACCCACACCCACGUGCACCGUCUCAGUCGUCCGUGUCAUCGACAAUCGGAUGUUCACACACAGACCCUAUUACACCUGCGGUGGAUGAGACAGCGCAUACAGCGAUGCACAACCACAUCAUCACACGGAACUCACACAGCAAUGAGCCAUCACGUGUCACGGAGCAUCACAAACCGCCGCACUAUGCACCGACACAGACCAAUACGAACACGUCAAAGAUAAAAACACCUAAUCAGAAUACAAGCACAUCCAGCCACUCUACAUCGCAGGCAAAGGUAUCCAUUCCCAGCACAGUGAAGACAGAGAGGACUGACCUAAACGCGCCAGUAACGGCACGUUCCCAACCUCAACAGCGCACCCCCACCGCAGCACAGCGACGGGCCAAGGCACGCCGAUGGCACAGACGGAAGCACACCAACAUUGCCAAGCUGAUUCUGUGGGUGUGGGUGCACACGUGCGGCCCUUUGGACCUGGAAUCAGGGCAAUUAUGGCCCUGUACACAUGCAUCUGGAAAGGACACCGCUGCACGUGCACCUGGGCAGCACAGUGCGAGCGGUGUGAGUGGAAACGAUAGCACAGUCGAUUCCGUGAGAAGAGUCGGUGGAGUAAAGGCAGCCACUCAGAGGGGAUCUAUAAAUAGCACAGGAAACGCCAGUGCUGUGGACAUGGCUUCCGAGCUUGGCGGUGGUCGCGGCCUAGAAAAAGGACAGUGUGUCUGGAGUGUCUCUGUGGAUAGCAGCGUGCACGUGCUCGAGGCGCACUUAAUGGCUUCAUGGACUGGUGCAAACGCGGAGGUGCCUGCGUGCGAGGCUGAGGCCGCGCAGCUCCUCGCGACUAGAGAAAAGGUGUGUGCGAGAGCGGUGUGGUUUAUUGUGUGCGUUAGACAUAUUUGA
Messenger RNA from Sphaeroforma arctica JP610, 3489 nucleotides. RefSeq lists its product as hypothetical. NCBI's taxonomy places the organism in Eukaryota, Ichthyosporea, Ichthyophonida. The record is from RefSeq and is a predicted model, not a curated record. The transcript has a single exon. Bases 271 to 3489 code for a protein of 1072 amino acids.